AAUCGAUACAAAAGUAAUUAAAUUUUUAAAAAGAAGUGCAUCAAACGUUAAACAAAAACUCAAGUUUCAGUUUUAACAAAAAAAAAAAUAAAUAAAUAAAUAAAAUAAAGUUUGCUAAACUACUCAAGCACAAAACUCCACUCGUUAUGGCAGCGAACUUUAACAAAAAUCGAGAAAUAACAAGAAACUUUAACAUCCUGAAGGCGGCGGCUGUAAUAACUAAAAAACUCUGAACUCUGAAUUAAAAUUAAACCAAAGUUAACAACUCAAAGUGAACCUUCCUGAAACUCUAAUUGUGCAAAAUAUCUGCUUCAUAUGCCUAAAGCUUAGUACAUAAAGACUCUAGAAUUCGUCGAGCGCAACAAACACAAACCAAAAACUAUUUCCACUUCCGCUUCACAAUUUGGCGACUCAGACAAGUUGGCCAGAAACGCUAUUUACUUUGGCUCGAACGAAAAUUAAAAAAAAUCAUAUUAUAUAUAUAUUUUUUUCAUAUAUAUUCAUCAUAUAAUACUGAACUAAACUGCAACGACGCGCUUUACUACACAAAACUUUGCCGGUAAAAAUUUUAUUUAAAAAUUUUAUUUUCAUUUUGGUUGUUUAACUGGUUAAAAUGCCCCGCUGUUUAAUGGCGAAAAAAUGGAAGGCAUAUCCUUGGCCCGAUCGCACUGACGACACAACAACAAACAGCAAUCACUCACAAGAUCAACAGCAGCAGCAACAGCAACAGCAACCGGAUAUAAGCAUACAAAUUGUCAAUAAACGUGAACCGCACUCUCCAACUCCAACUCCAACGAUACAGACAGCCGGAGUGCUGGCCACAACCAAAUCACGUCGCUCCACAAUUGAUGACGACGAAGAGAUUGACGUUGUCGGUGACAAUGCUGUGGUAACAACAGCGACAACUGCUGCCACAACCGUUAUCAUCAACGUUAACAGCAACAAAACAGAACAGCAGCGCACAGCCACCACUAACGGCACAACUCCUGCUGCUACGUGCUGGGGUCCAUCGUCACCAACUGCUGGUGCCACAGCGCCAAGUCCACCGCCACACUCACCAGAGGCGGCAACGCGCGGUUCAACUACUUUAUAUAACGGCUAUGGUCAUGACGUUUCGCCUAUGCACUUCACUGCGUACCUGCCCAGAAUGGAAAGCGAAGUAACCGUAAUUACCAGCACAUCCGCCAGUGCGCCGCCACAAAUUCUAACACAUCCGCAUCAGUAUUCUUACCAGACGCCGCCACCAUCGGCAACAUCCUCACCUUCAGCUUCACCAGCGAGCCGCUCCAGUCAUUCGUGCGACCGUCUUAGUCCGCCCAUGAUACGCAUCAAAACUGAAGCCAAUGCCGACGAUGCCCUACAACAGCUUAGCCCUGAGUCGAGCACACAGCGCAAGUCUUUAGCCAUGUGCUAUACAAGCACAGGCGCAGCACUAUCGCUGCCUCCUAAGAAGAAGGACAUAUAUCGACCCUAUUCGUUAGACGAUAGACCAAGCACAGAACGUUUACGCACAUAUGAAGGUUUACGCAUACCAGCAGAAGAAGAUUUACAUGCCGCACACGCUAUACUUGACCUGAGCGCUUCAACCGCAUUCCAUCCGCCUACGCAGCCACAUCAGCUACAACAACAACAACAUCAUCAGUUACACCAUCCAAUGCAACAUAUAACACAUGCCAUCCAACAUCAAACACAUGAUAACAGUUUUCAGCACAGUGCGCCAUCUAUAGCUGAUUUAGCUGCUGCAGCCAGUGCUGCUAACGAACAUCGUCCGAAAAGUACAGCUUCUUUGCACAGCCAACAAAAUGCAAGCAUCUUAGAACGUCAAAGGCAAGCCAGUCCUACUGCCGGAAGUGUACAAAAUGAGAACAGCAAUACCACUAAUCAGCUGCGCUCUAAUAUACCAGGUGGUGUACCUUUAUCGAAUGCUGGUUCCAAUGCAAAUGGCACUAAAACCGUUGCCUACACCUAUGAGGCUUUCUUUGUUAGCGAUGGUCGUUCAAAACGCAAGAAUGUAGCAGAUCCCGCUACUGUGGUACAACAAGAUCAACAAAAAGCUAAAUAUACGUGCACUGAAUGCGGCAAGCAGUAUGCUACAUCCAGUAAUUUAUCACGACACAAGCAGACCCAUCGAUCACUUGAUUCGCAGUCUGCUAAAAAGUGUCAUACUUGCGGUAAGGCAUACGUGUCCAUGCCCGCUCUCGCUAUGCAUGUCCUGACACACAAACUAUCACACAGUUGUGGUGUCUGCGGUAAGCUCUUCUCGCGUCCUUGGUUGCUGCAAGGUCAUUUGCGCUCUCACACCGGUGAAAAGCCUUAUGGAUGUGCACACUGUGGCAAGGCAUUUGCUGAUCGCUCCAACCUCCGCGCACACAUGCAAACACACUCCAUUGAUAAAAAUUUCGAAUGCAAACGUUGCCACAAGACCUUCGCACUCAAAUCGUAUCUGAACAAACAUUUGGAAUCGGCUUGUCUGAAGGAUGAGGCCGACAUGCAGUUCGACAGCACCAGUGAUAGCAGUGAUAUGCUGUCUCCAAUACCGAGUGACGAAUAUCAACGUCUCUAUGCUGCAUCACCUUCACCUGUAACUAACAAAAAGGCUGGUUCAUUAACAACAGCACAGGCCGUAGUCAAGAUGGAGGCAACCUAUGCUGGUUAAAAAGCAACAGAGCUGCAUUUGCCACAAACGAGUAACGAGUAACUAACUUUACUUUGCAAGUUAAUUAAUAGUAAGUAAACUAUAAAAAAAAAAUUGAUAUGUAAAUAUGUGUUACGGUUUUGUUGCCACUACCAGUGAAGAUCAAGCGCACAGACCAUGGCUGUUAUCUGCGAAUAUAAUUUCGCCAUUAGACGCUGAAAGCCAAUGAGUCUGGGUAUAUGUGCAAUGACAAUACUUCUCAUUUUGUGGAUCCAAGCCACAAAUUUUGCAUAUA
Teleopsis dalmanni is the source of this 2930-nucleotide messenger RNA. Its product is annotated as chorion transcription factor Cf2. Lineage: Eukaryota; Metazoa; Arthropoda; Insecta; Diptera; Diopsidae. The transcript has 2 exons. Gene Ontology annotation, biological process: regulation of DNA-templated transcription. The coding region runs from base 614 to 2656 and encodes 680 amino acids. The record is from RefSeq and is a predicted model, not a curated record. Gene Ontology annotation, molecular function: RNA polymerase II cis-regulatory region sequence-specific DNA binding; DNA-binding transcription factor activity, RNA polymerase II-specific.